AUGGUGAAACUGGCAGAGAACACUUCUAUUAUCUCUAAACUUUUAGAGACUUCUAACUUUGCACAGGUGAGCUAUCAUUCUUCUCUUCAAGGAAUAAAGUUUAUCACACCCACGGAUUGCGUGGGCCCUGCAUCUUCAAAAUCAGCUUUAAUCGGGAUCAUGGAGGCUAUAAAUGAUAACGGUGUCAACAUGAUUGGACUGUACGAAAUGCUAGGAGUCGGGAAAACAACUUUAGCCAAAGAAGUUGGGAAGCAUGCUCGAGAAGAAAAGCUCUAUGAUAAAAUUGUGAUGUUUACUAUGUCCCAAAAUCCAAACAUCAACAAAAUUCAAGAUAAAGUUGCAGAUUUUUUUGGUUUAAAAUUUGAAACAAGUAGCCAAGAAGGAAAAGCAGAAGCGCUUUUCAGGAGUAUGCAAGGCGUGAACAAAAUCCUCGUAAUUGUGGACGACCUCUGGGAAGAAUUCAAUUUGGAGAGUAUCGGAAUUCCAUUCAGUGAUGGACACAAGGGUUGUAAAAUUCUUCUGACUACAUGUCAUCAACAAGUCUGCAUUAAAAUAAGCUGUCAGAAGGUGAUUCAACUUGGCAUCUUAUCCGAAGACGAAGCAUGGGUUUUGUUUCGAGAAAGAGCUGGUUUAGAUGAUUACUGUUCCUCCUCGAAUGAUGUAGCCAAAGAGGUUGAUGGUGAAUGUAAGGGAUUGCCUCCUGUACUUGAUACCGUGGCAAGAGCUUUAAAAGAUGAGAGUUUAGAUGCGUGGAGAGCCUUAAAGCAGAGAUUCAAGGACUCAAGGCAUUUGGUUAAUGAAGAAGUUCUCGGAGAUGUCUUCAAGGGUCUUAAGCUUAGCUACGCUUAUUUGAAGGAAGGCAAUAACCAAAUAACGGAAAAUGACAUCCAAAGUGUUUCUUACUGUGUUCCCUUUUUCCUGAAUAUGAAGAAAUCCGUAUUGACAUCCAAAUUGGAGUAG
This is a messenger RNA of Gossypium raimondii (Peruvian cotton), 960 nucleotides long. Its product is annotated as probable disease resistance protein At1g52660. The record is from RefSeq and is a predicted model, not a curated record. The transcript has a single exon. Lineage: Eukaryota; Viridiplantae; Streptophyta; Magnoliopsida; Malvales; Malvaceae. Gene Ontology annotation, molecular function: ADP binding. The coding region runs from base 1 to 960 and encodes 319 amino acids.